Molecule: messenger RNA, 1063 nt
Organism: Musa acuminata subsp. malaccensis (wild Malaysian banana)
Lineage: Eukaryota; Viridiplantae; Streptophyta; Magnoliopsida; Zingiberales; Musaceae
Product: protein LIFEGUARD 2
Source: RefSeq, a predicted model, not a curated record
GCGACGGAGGAUUCCGUUGCCUUGUCUUCGUCCCCACGCACCAUAUAUCUUCUUCUUCUUGCCUCCUUUCUCUCCGCCUCAAAUCGAAACCCUAACUCUAAGACGGCGAUCGGAACUCUCGGAAAUCCCCCGUGCGAUUCGUAUUCGGAGAGGAUGUGGCAACGCGGGGGGUACCAGAAAGCCGGGGACUUGGAGUCCGGCACGCAGCCGCUCUACCCGAUGAUGUCGGAGAGCCCCGAGCUCCGGUGGGCUUUCAUUAGGAAGGUCUAUUCCAUAAUCGCCGUCCAGUUGGCGCUGACGGCGGCCGUCGCCGCCGUCGUCAUCGCCGUCCCGCCCAUCUCCCACUUCCUCGUCUCGUCGACCGCCGGUCUUGCGGUUUACUUCCUCCUUAUUUUCCUCCCCCUCAUCGUUUUGUGCCCUCUGUAUUACUAUCACCAGCGGCAUCCAGUGAAUCUGCUUCUCCUCGGACUAUUUACUGUAUCGUUCAGUUUCGCAGUUGGAAUGAGCUGUGCGUUCACGGACGGAAAGGUCAUUUUGGAAGCUGCUAUUCUCACUGCAGUGGUGGUUGUUAGCCUCACUCUGUAUACCUUCUGGGCUUCUCGGAGAGGCCAUGACUUCAACUUUCUUGGUCCUUUCCUUUUUGCUGCUAUCUUGGUCUUACUGGUGUUUUCACUCAUCCAGAUUCUAUUUCCACUGGGAAAGAUUUCCAUGAUGAUAUAUGGAGGGUUAGCAGCAAUCAUAUUCGCAGGCUACAUCAUAUACGACACAGACAACUUGAUCAAGAGAUACUCUUAUGACCAGUACAUAUGGGCUGCUGUUGCUCUCUAUAUUGACAUCAUAAAUCUGUUCCUUAAUUUGCUCACCAUACUGAGAGCUGCUAACAAUUAAAUCAUACAUAGUGAAUAAAUAAACUGAAUGUGUGUAGAGAUCUCUUUGCGACACAUUAUUGAACUUGGAAAUUAUCUGUCUUGUAAUUGCAAAAACAAGACCUAUGUUCAUUCAACUCCUUGUUAUUCGCUGUAUCUAAUUUGAAUAAAUGACAGAUUGAUCAGUUGGUGUUAAA